Molecule: messenger RNA, 968 nt
Organism: Cylas formicarius (sweet potato weevil)
Lineage: Eukaryota; Metazoa; Arthropoda; Insecta; Coleoptera; Brentidae
Exons: 2
Coding region: 42-839 (265 amino acids)
Source: RefSeq, a predicted model, not a curated record
GAGAGUAGCAGUACCUUCCGGCGUGGUGGAGUGAACGAGCCAUGGGUCGAUACAGUGUUUUCGUGUUUUGCCUUUGUAUUUUCGGGGCCGUUUCGUCGGCGGAGGAUCGGAACGAGAACGUAGGUGUACGCGACGUUUUGAAAAUUUACAGCGAGUGUUGGAAUUCGGACGGGUUGAAACCGUGCCUGAAGAUGAAAGCGGUCACGCUCUUGGAUAGGGUGGCGAGGAUGCAGAAAAUUAGUCUGUUCGAGGGGGUCGUUUUCCAAAACAAGGAGGUGCCGAGUGCUCCCUUGCUCACCAAAGAACAACUCGAGGAGACCCUGCCGAGGGCUCUGGACGCCAAAGAUCAGACCUUGACGAAAAUGAUUUUCGACAAAGUGAUCGGGAUCGUCGGCUCGGGUACCGUCGAGAUUUCCAUGCCCAAAAUGAUCGAAGAAGCUCGUAAACACGAAGACGACAAGUUCGACAAGCUGACCGAGCUCUUCGGCGAGGACAAAAAAAUGAAGAAGAAGAAAGACGAGAAAACGCUCAAAGACUUCCUGAUGGACGUGAUGGCGCACAAGAUCGCCAUGAUCCCGCUCCUGAUCGCAGGUCUCUUCGUGCUGGCCCUCAAAGCGCUGACGUACGCCAAGAUCGCGUUCCUGAUCGCCGGUAUCAUUUGGGCAAAGAAACUGAUCGCCUCCAAGAACCAAGGUGGAGGACAGGUCCAGCACGUGCACGCAUCGGCCGGGUGGAACGGCGGCGCCGGAGGGGGAUGGAACGGGGGCGGGGGCGGAUGGGACAAGAGGUCCUUGGACGACGCCCAAGCAUUAGCGUACAAAGCUUACAAGCAGGAAUGAUUUUUCCGCUAAUUCGGCCUGUUUUUUGGGCCAGAGAGGAAGACAUUUAAUUCGGUUGUUACCAAAUCGCCUAAACGAUUCGAAAAUUUAAUUUAUUUAAUUUAUUUUUUAUUAAAUAAAAGUUGUUGG